Nicotiana attenuata is the source of this 990-nucleotide messenger RNA. RefSeq lists its product as uncharacterized. Lineage: Eukaryota; Viridiplantae; Streptophyta; Magnoliopsida; Solanales; Solanaceae. Bases 1 to 990 code for a protein of 329 amino acids. The record is from RefSeq and is a predicted model, not a curated record. The transcript is spliced from 3 exons.
AUGAAAGAUCUUAUCUUGCAGGAGUUGGGGUACAAUGAAAGCAGCUUACCCUUUAAAUACUUAGGGGUUCCAUUAGCUUCCAAAAAGCUAUCUAAUCAUCAGUGUUGGCCAUUGGUUGAAAAGAUUACUGCAAAGAUCAGUUGCUGGACUUCAAAACUAUUAUCAUAUGCUGGAAGAUUGCAGCUGAUCAAGUCAGUAAUUUUUGGGAUGCGGUCUUAUUGGGCUCAGGUCUUUUUACUACCAAAGAAGAUAAGCAAAAUGAUAGAGGCAGUAUGCAGAACCUUCUUAUGGACUGGGCAGGUUGAUAUAUCUAGAAGAGCUUUGGUAGCAUGGGACAGAGUCUGUUUACCACAAACAAUGGGAGGAUUAAUUGUGAUAAACCUGUGCAACUGGAACAAAGCUGCAAUAGUGAAGCAUCUAUGGGCAAUCACAAAGAAGAAAGAGUGCUUGUGGAUUCGAUGGAUCCAUACAUACUACGACACCAUGCCUAUACCUAAGAGUGCAGCUUGGGUAGUAAGGAAGAUUAUUGAGCAAAGGAAGUUUAUAUUAAAUCUACCAACUUUACAAGGCAAUGUGCAAGAAAGAGUGGAGUCUCUACAGAACACAAGAGGUAAAUUCAGCAUAAAGAAGCUAUAUAAUUUGCAAACUCCUCAGGGUCAGAAGAGAUUGCUCAAAUGGAUGGGAAUUGAAAGACAGAUCCAAGCUUGGGAGGAGGAACUGCAUUGGGUGACUUACCAUGCUAGGAAGAAGAAAGGAAUUGGCAACAUUAUUGCAGCAGUGUUUGGCAUGCUACUACACAGCUUAUGGAGGGACAUGAAUCUAAUCAGAUUUCAAAGUGGAAGUGCAUCAGCAGAGCAGAUAUGCCGCGAGAUCACUUCAUAUUGUACGAAGGUUCCGAACAAGGUUUUAGUUGAUAUGAUGUUUGUUAAUGGUGUCAGGUUGGUUGUUGAGCAGUUAUUGCAGUUGGAAGUUAUUGCAAUGAGUAUUUGA